AUGGCUCUCAUCUCUGCGCAGACCAAGUCGCGUGAAGUCGCUCCGCACGUGCUGAGCCGGCAGAGCUUCGAUAUCUUCUCGAUUCUUGAACCGACCAUCGCGUUUGCUCUUCAGUUUCAGCAGUUGCUCAGCAACGGUUCGCUGUCCGUCUUUGUCCGGACCUGCGCCAUCGCAUCAGACCUACUGCGCGUCAGCAGAAUCGUUGCUGCACAAUCCCUGUGCGAGACCAAGUGCGUCCUUGCCAACAUCGUGGCAUUGUCGAAGAACGCAGGGUUGGCGGCUUGGAACACCAAGGCGGUGAGACGAUGGAGAAAGAAGAUGGAACACGAGUUCUUCACAUUUGCGCUGGGCUGUGGCAACGUCCUCUGCCUGAUGUUGUUUUGGCCUGGAUGGUGGCUUUUGGGUAUUGCGAUUUUCGCCGCUUGGAGUUUACUGGUAACAGCAUCCGUGACCGGUGCAAGGCUCUGA
This is a messenger RNA of Pseudomassariella vexata, 468 nucleotides long. RefSeq lists its product as uncharacterized. Bases 1 to 468 code for a protein of 155 amino acids. The record is from RefSeq and is a predicted model, not a curated record. The transcript has 2 exons. Lineage: Eukaryota; Fungi; Ascomycota; Sordariomycetes; Amphisphaeriales; Pseudomassariaceae.